Benincasa hispida (wax gourd) is the source of this 1759-nucleotide messenger RNA. RefSeq names its product cyclin-D1-1. Lineage: Eukaryota; Viridiplantae; Streptophyta; Magnoliopsida; Cucurbitales; Cucurbitaceae. The record is from RefSeq and is a predicted model, not a curated record.
CUUUGCUUUUUCAUUUAAAGAAAAAAAAGGAAAGAAAAAAAAAAGAGAAGAAAAAAAACAAGCGUAUUAAGGACAACGACUCCGAAUAUUAUCAAAAACAAAAGUCUUUUUUCUUUGAGUUCCUAAGCUCUUUACGGUUUGGCCCCAACGGAAUUUGCAAAAUUUUCCGUUACAAUUUGUAUAUAUACAACCCAACUUCCCUUCUUCACUCCCCAUCCCAUCAUCAUCCUCAAACCCACGCCUUCCUUUUUCUUCUUCACUUCAAAACUCCGGCAGUGUAUCCGGCGGUGUCUCUGGGGGCCUUUUCUCAAUCGGAUGGGGAUGACGCUGCUUCGAAGAGAAUGAGGGAUACUCGGUUCUUCCGAUCAUGUCGAUCUCUUCUUCCUCCGACUGCUUCAUUGACUCUCACUUACUCUGUGACGAGGACUCCUCCGGUAUUUUGUCCGAAGAGUCGCCGGAGUACUUAUCUGACCUUGAAUCGCCUGCCAGCAGUGAGGAUUCUAUCGCCAGUUUCAUAGAGGACGAGAGGCACUUCGUUCCUGGAAUUGAUUAUUUGUCGCGCUUUCAGUCUCAAUCGCUCGAUUCUUCCGCAAGAGCCGACUCUGUUGCAUGGAUUCUCAAGGUUCAAGCAUAUUACGGUUUUCAACCACUGACUGCAUACCUUUCCGUCAACUACUUGGAUCGAUUCCUUUAUUCUCGCCGCUUGCCGGAAACAAAUGGUUGGCCAUUGCAGCUUCUUUCAGUGGCUUGUUUAUCACUUGCAGCUAAAAUGGAGGAACCCAUUGUUCCUUCAUUCGUUGAUCUACAGAUUGAAGGAGCAAAAUAUAUAUUUGAACCUAGAACAAUACAUAGGAUGGAGCUUCUUGUGCUGGCAACUUUGAAUUGGCGGCUCCGAUCCGUAACACCUUUCAGCUUUAUCGGAUUCUUCGCCUACAAAGUUGAUCCCACCGGAACAUUUUCCAGUUUUCUGAACUCACGCUCUACAGAAAUAAUUCUCUCCAAUAUUCGAGACGCUACUUUUCUUGAGUACUGGCCUUCCUGCAUUGCUGCCGCUGCUUUACUUUGUGCGGCAAAUGAAAUACCCAAUUUGACCCUCUUGAAUCCUGAACAUGCCGAGUCUUGGUGCAAUGGACUCAGCAAGGAUAAAAUUGUGGGAUGUUAUCGGUUAAUGCAACCGUUAACAGCAGAGAAUCGUCGGAGAAAGCCGCCGAAAGUGAUACCACAGCUCCGAGUCAGAGUGCGAGCUGGGUUGAGAUACAGUGACUCGUCAUCCUCCUCCUCGUCCUCAUCAAGGUUACCUUUUAAAAGGAGGAAGUUAAAUAAUUGCUUGUGGGUAGAAGAUGACAAAGAAAAUUCCAAGUUUAGAGCAGACGAAUAAAUAUAAAAAGAAAAGAAAGAGAGGGAAAAAAAAAAAAGGAAAAAGGUUUUGAUGGGGUUUCAUUGUGGUGGUGGGUCCAAACUACUUUUACCUUAAAAAGAAUCUUAAUAUAUAAUUUGACAGAGUGAGAGAUAAAGAUGGAGGAAGGAUAAAAGAGAAAUUUCCAAAACCCACUUCAGAAAAAAGAAAUGAAAAUAAAAAAGAGAGAAUUUCUUGGUAUAAUGGGUUUUGCAGAUUCCCAAGGAAACAAGGAGGUUUGGUGGUAGUUGUUGUUGUUGUUGUAGAUAUUAUUUUGGUGUGAGAAAUAAAAUAAAAUAAAAUAGAAAGAAAGAAAGAAAGAAAGAAAGAUUAUUAUUUACAUAUUUAUAUUGUUUUAUUUUA